Messenger RNA from Alternaria burnsii, 5472 nucleotides. RefSeq names its product glycoside hydrolase family 67 protein. Bases 1 to 5472 code for a protein of 1823 amino acids. Gene Ontology annotation, cellular component: extracellular region. NCBI's taxonomy places the organism in Eukaryota, Fungi, Ascomycota, Dothideomycetes, Pleosporales, Pleosporaceae. Gene Ontology annotation, biological process: xylan catabolic process. The record is from RefSeq and is a predicted model, not a curated record. Gene Ontology annotation, molecular function: protein binding; oxidoreductase activity, acting on the aldehyde or oxo group of donors, NAD or NADP as acceptor; alpha-glucuronidase activity. The transcript is spliced from 7 exons.
AUGCAGCUAGCACUUACAACACUACUCUGCGCUGUUGGCGUUGCUGUCGCUGAAGACGGCUCAAAAGGCUGGCUUCGCUACGCGCCAAUACCAGACGGGCCAGCAGCGCAGUCAGUACCCUCCACGAUCAUCGCCCUGAACAGCACGAGAGUGAGCCCCGUAUUCACUGCUGGCCAAGAGCUUCAAAAAGGUGUUGAUGGCAUCACUGGAAAGAAACUCAAUGUGAGUGCGGUCGCAGACCAGAGUCACUCUGCCAUCAUUGUCGGAACUAAAGACGCGUUCACGGCGGCAUUCGGUAACAUUGAUGAAUGCGAGAAUCUGGACGCCGAUGGCUUUUUCCUCAGCACGACUACCCCAGGCAAAGUCAUCAUUGUAGGACAGAAUGAACGUGGCGCUCUCUACGGCGCGUUCGAAUAUCUUUCUCAGCUCGCGCAAAACAAUGUCACGUCCGGCUCCACAGUAUUCAACCCACAGGUACCCAUUCGAUGGACGAAUGAAUGGGACAACAUGGAUGGCAGCAUCGAGCGCGGUUACGCUGGCCCCUCACUGUUUUUCCGAGACGGUUUCGUGGUAGACAACACUACGCGAGUCGCUGAAUAUGCCCGCCUACUUGCAUCAAUCCGCGUCAAUGGCGCAAUCAUCAAUAACGUCAACGCGAACGCCACGUUGCUCAAUGACCGCAACGUAGAGGGUCUUGGUAGGCUUGCUGAUGCGAUGAGACCAUAUGGAGUACAACUUGGCAUAUCGCUCAACUUCGCCUCUCCAAACGCUACACUAGGGUCAUUCGACCCGCUAGACCCCCGUGUGGACGCAUGGUGGGCGAACAUCACUAACCAGAUCUAUUCCAAAGUUCCGGACAUGGCAGGUUACCUCGUCAAAGCCAACAGUGAGGGUCAACCGGGACCCUUGACGUACAAUCGAACACUCGCGGAUGGCGCCAACAUGUUCGCAAGAGCAGCGAAGCCGCAUGGUGGCGUGGUUAUGUUCCGUGCUUUUGUAUAUGACAACCACAUCAACGAAACAAACUGGUACAACGACAGGGCGAAUGCUCAGCUGGAAUUCUUUCAACAUCUCGACGGAAAGUUUGAUGACAACGUCGUUGUUCAGAUUAAAUUCGGGCCCAUUGAUUUCCAGGUCCGCGAACCAGCAUCGCCAUUGUUCGGAUCUCUGCGCCAAACGAGCACUGCCAUCGAACUCCAGAUCACACCCGAAUACCUUGGUCAGAAUUGUCAUCUGGUUUACCUAGCACCACAAUGGAAAGAGAUACUAGAGUUUGACAUGAGGUCUGAGAACCAGUCAUCCAAGGUCAAAGACAUCAUCACCGGCGAGCGUUUCAGGCGGCCUUUGGGAGGCUACGCAGGCGUGACUGGAGUGGGAUCAAACGCGACGUGGCUGGGCUCACAUCUAGCCAUGUCUAACUUGUAUGCUUACGGACGACUAGCCUGGGACGCCUCGGUGGACUCAGAGACGAUCCUCCAAGACUGGAUCAGACUGACGUUUGGCUUCGAUGAGGAUGUUCUUGACACUCUCACAGACAUGUCCAUGAGGUCGUGGCCCGCGUACGAAAACUACAGCGGCAACCUCGGAAUCCAGACGCUGACAGACAUCCUGUACACACACUUUGGUCCCAAUCCUGCCUCGCAGGAUGGCAACGGAUGGGGCCAAUGGACGCGCGCCGAUGCAUUCAGUAUCGGCAUGGACAGAACUGUAAAGAAUGGCACUGGUAACGCUGGACAAUACCCGCCGGAGGUCGCCCAGAUCUAUGAGAAUAUAGAGUCGACGCCAGAUAACUUGCUGCUCUGGUUCCACCACGUACCAUAUACACAGCGAUUGAAGUCUAAUAAGACUGUCAUUCAACAUUUCUACGAUGCGCAUUAUGAAGGUGCUGCUACCGCACAAGAAUUUGUCGGACAGUGGGAAUCCUUGAAGGGUAAAAUCGACGAUGAGCGAUACGAACACGUGCUGUUCAGGCAGAUCUUCCAGGCUGGUCAUUCCAUCGUGUGGCGCGAUGCAAUCAACGAGUUCUACCACAAUCUUUCGCAAAUACCGGAUGAGACCAAGCGUGUUGGCAACCAUCCAUACCGGAUUGAGGCGGAAGAUAUGAUGCUUGACGGUUUCAAGACAUAUGCCGUAAGCCCCUUUGAGACGGCUUCCGGUUACACGGCUGUCGUCACCACGUCAAACUCGACGACGGGCAUCGCGACAGCCAACGUCACGUUCGCAUCGGGAACAUACGACGUCGCUGUCAACUAUUAUGAUUUGAUUGGGGAGCCGCUCCAGAUGUUCGACUUUGCAGCUCCAGACGCUAACGCCCAAAAGGUUAUUCCGGACAUCAGCAGCUUCGCACGCAAAUUCCGCGAUGCGCGUCACGACUUGAACACCAUUAAUAGUGAUCUGCUGGUGAUCAAAACCGGGCUCGGUAUUGCGCAAGACGACUUUUCGGCCAAGUGGUCCGAAUUACCGGCGUCCCUCGUUGAUGCUGUAUCACGAGUGCUAGAUUCAUGCGAUGACACCAGUGAGCGAUUACAUAAAGCCUUUCUCAAGCUUUCUUGUAGCAGCAAACCAAAGGAUGAUUGGCGUGCGCUCAAGGACGGACCUUUGGUAAACCUGCGGCAUGAUCUUGAUGCAUCGAAGGUCGUACUUGAGUUGAGUCUGGACUACGUCGCAUUAUUUUGUCAACAAGAUACCCUGGAUUCCUUACUGCAAAACUAUGUCAGCGAUCUCAUUACGCAGAGCGAUGAGCUACUAAAAAGGACGGACACAGACGAGAUCUACGUGAACCAAACAGCGCGAGAUAGACUAUCUUCGCUACUACAGGCUGUUCGUCUGCUUCGCUCAUGUAUUACAGCCAUAUCUCGCGAAGGCGCGCCAUCAUCAUCACAACUAGCAAAGAGGACAACCCUUCCACGACCAGACUCCCUGGAGCCCGCCCUUGGCGAGACGCCCAGAAGCGGGAGGAAGAGCCCCAAUGAACAAACCUCAACCCGAGCCAGCGCAAACGAUGGGAUCGGCACAUGGCUCGCUAAUGUUCCGUCCUUUGAAGACGCGCAGCCUCUCUCAUAUUCCGCAAUCGAACAGACUACUAUUCCAAGACGACUUCUGAUACCGCCAUCGCGGAACGACAUGACGCCAUCGCGCGGUACGUUCUACACUGACGAUGGUGCCGCAUCCAGCCCUACCCUGGUACCACCGGAAUCACGACUCAAAAAGUCCUACAGCUGGUGUACUGACCUCUCGGGAAAGGCAAGCACUCGAUUACAACUUGCGUCUAGACACGCGUCGAAACAAGUGUCGAAGUAUACAUCAACGAUGUCUAGCUCAGACGUCUCUAUCUUUCAGAAACAGAUCACUUCAGACAGGAUCGCUGUGACGAAAGGUAAGAGGAAAGAGUUGGAACCAAAUCAGAGGGCUGCUGUAGAUCGUAUUCUAGCAAACAUACCAUCAGAAGCGACGGCUUCUGAGGUAGAAAGAGUUAUCUGGGAAGGCGCAAACCCAAUGGCUACACAUCCAGAGUUUGGAUACUUUUUCAUCCGCGCAGCAUACGAGAUGUCGCCUGAUGUCCUCACUCUCCUUAUGGAUUUCGGCGCAGACAUCACCCGCAAUAAUCCUCCACCAUCAUCAUAUUACUCCGCCAUGCACGCUGCAACCCUAGGACGACAGCUCGACACCGUCCGCUACCUUGCUGCUCUAGGCCACUCCAUCGACAACCCCGACUAUAGCGGAGAGACACCUCUCCAUCUUGCUUGCAGGACGCCCGGUGCGUCUGCAAUUGCAAAGUACUUCAUCGAAGCCGGCGUCGACGUGAAUUCUGAAGCGAAGAACGGAAGAACACCUCUGCAGUCCGCUCUCAAAGCGGCAAGGUUAGAGGGCAAGGAGAGAAGCAUGUUAAUCGAGCUUUUGCUCGCGCAUGGGGCGGAGGGCGAAGUUAAGAGAGAUCUGGAUUGUGGGAGAGAAGGGAAAGAGGCGGAAGGUGGAGCGGAGCAACUCGCGAUUGAAGACCCUGCGACUGGAGAAGUGUUUGCACAAUGCCAUGCGGCAUCCGCUGGCGACGUAGACAGUGUUGUUAAGACUGCACAUAAGGUCUUCAAAUCUGGCGUCUGGUCGAAAGCGCCCCGCCAUGUUCGUGCGGACACGUUGGAUCGUAUCGCCGAACUCCUUACGAAAAGCCUCCCGCGACUUAUCGAGCUGGAAGUGCGGCAAACGGGACGCGCCAUCCGCGAGAUGAAUGCGCAGGUCCCUACUCUUACGAAGUGGUUCAAAUACUAUGCCGCCUUGAUACGAACCGAGGAGCGCUCAGUCUUGCCUACCGUCGGUAAAUUGCACAAUUGGAUCGAUCGUAAGCCACUCGGUGUUGUUGCGCAAAUUACACCGUUCAACCACCCCAUGUUGAUUGCUGUCAAGAAAAUUGCACCUGCCUUAGCCGCUGGUAACUCGAUUGUGCUGAAACCCAGUGAACUCACGCCACUCACCAGCAUCGAGCUUGGCAAACUCAUGAAGGAAGCCGGCCUACCCGACGGCGUGUUCAAUGUGUUGCCAGGCGACGGUAUGACAACUGGAAAAGCGCUCGUAGAACAUUCGCUCAUCAAGAAGGUGGAUGUAACUGGCGGUACACCGGCUGGGCGCGCCAUUGGCGCCAUCGCAGGACGUAAUCUCGCACAUUACACCGCCGAGCUUGGUGGCAAGGCUCCUCUCAUUGUCUUUGAACAAGCACAUGUUGAUCUCGCAGUGAAUGGCAUCGUCUUCGCUAGCUUUAUUGCCAGCGGUCAGACAUGUGUGGCAGCGACGCGCAUUAUUGUGCAGAACAAGAUUCUCGAUCAGGUAGUAGAAAAGCUGAAGGCCAAGGUGCAAAGCAUUGAAAGGCGGAUGGGCUCACCAAAGAAUGUGGAGUCCAUGAUGGGUCCUCUCAUAUCCGCAAAGCAGCUCGGUAACGUUGAGACGCUAGUCAACGAUGCAAAAGACGCAGGUGUGACGGUCGUAACUGGUGGUCAAAGGAUGAACAGCAAGUCUUCGCUGGACGACACCGACUUCUCGAAAGGCUACUUCUACCCGCCAACGAUAUUGGUGGAUAGCGUUUCGAAGAAGAUUGUUGACACACGCAUAUGGAAGGAAGAGGCUUUCGGCCCUGUCAUCGUUGUUGUGGGCUUCGAUACUGAAGAGGAGGCGCUGGAUCUAGCAAACGAUAGCGAGUUUGGACUAGGCGCAGCUAUCUGGACACAAGAUCUUUCUCAAGCUUUCCGAGUGUCAGAGAAUAUUGAGAGUGGUAUCUGUUGGGUCAACACGCAUCACCGUAACGAUCCAAGCUCACCGUGGGGUGGCAUCAAGAGCUCAGGAGUGGGCAGUGAAAACGGCAUCGACGCUUAUAAUGCGUAUACGACCUCGAAGAGCACAAUCAUCAACUACGCCACUGCACAAGAAGGUCUAGGGAGCGACGAUUGGUUUAGGGAGGGUGCUGGUGAGGUUAGGUAUGGAUGA